Messenger RNA from Paramecium octaurelia, 1562 nucleotides. Lineage: Eukaryota; Ciliophora; Oligohymenophorea; Peniculida; Parameciidae. The record is from the annotation of a GenBank genome assembly.
AUGAGUUGUUGGAAUCAAUAGAAAGAAGAUCUUUAUGAGAUUUUGGCUUUAUCUAAAGAUGUUGAUGAAGUAGUCAUCCCUAUCCUAAUUAUAAUAUUCAAGAGGGAGAAAAUUUAGGAUGAAAAUCAAAGGUAAGUUGAAUAAGAAAUAGUUUACUUAGAAUAUUUAUCCCUAUUAAAUAAUCAAUAGAUAUUAAAUGUUGUAAAGAAUAAUAUUAAGAAAAUAAUAGUUGUUCUCAACCAUAUUUUGGAUCAUGAUUUUACUAAAGAAAAUUAUUCUUUUGAAGAAUAAAAAUAAGUGUAAGAUAUCAAAAAUAUAUCAAAUGAUAUCGAAUUAGUAAAAUUUUUAGUUCAUAUAACUGCCUUAGAUAAGAAAUAAAUUUAGCGUGGAUCAAAUUCUCUUCAUUUAUUAGUUGAGAUGAAGCUUGAUUUGAAGGAAUAAUCUUUUGAAAAUAUUAGGAUUAGAAGUGCUUCAUUGUUCGGAACAAAUUUAGUGAGAUCUGAAUUUGAAAAAUUAUUUAAUUAUAAAUGGAGGAAUUUAAGUAUAAAUUAGGGAAUUAAGUUGAUUUGUCAUAAUGGUAGUGUCAAUUCAGUUUGUUUUUCUUUAUAUGGUAAGACAUUGGCUUCUUGCAGUGAUGAUCAUUCCAUUUGUUUAUGGGAUGUCAGGACAGGAAAAAAAAAGUCUUCAAUGUAAGGAUAGAGUGCGGUAAAAUCAGUUUGUUUCUCACCUAAUAGUACUACACUAGCUUCUUGCAUUGGCAUUUUUGUGUAUAUUUGGAAUAUUAAAACAGGAAAAUAAGUAAUGAAUUUAUUGGUCAUUCUGACACUAUUUUUUCAGUUUGUUUCUCUCCUGAAUGUAAUAUACUAGCAUCAGGCAGUAGAGAUAAUUCUAUCCGUUUAUGGGAUGUUAAGAUAGGAUAAUAGAAAUAAAAAUUAGAUGGUCAUACCAAUAACGUUUAUUCAGUCUGUUUUUCUCCAGAUGGUACUAAAUUAGCAUCUGGUAGUUAUGAUAAUUCUAUUCGUUUGUGGGAUUUAAAGACAGGAUAAUAAAAAGCCCAAUUAGAUAAUCAUACUAGCACAGUAUAUUCUGUCUGUUUCUCUCCUGAUGGGAAAACAUUAGCAUCUGGUAGUUCAGAUAACUUUAUCUGUUUAUGGGAUGUUAAGACAGGGAAAUUAGAAGUCAAAUUAGAUGGUCAUGAUGAUUAAGUUCAAUCAGUCUGUUUUUCUCCUGAUGGUACUCAAUUAGUAUCAGGUAGUUAUGAUAAGUCUAUUCGUUUAUGGGAUUUAAAGACAGGAUAAUAAAUAGCCCACUUAGAUAGUCAUACUAGCACAGUUUAUUCAGUCUGUUUCUCUUCUGACGGUAAAACAUUAGCAUCUGGUAGUGAAGAUAAGUCUAUCCGUUUAUAUGAUACCAAUUUAGAUAGUCAUAACGAAUUGGUUAAUUCAAUCUAUUUUUCUCUUGAUGAUACCUCUCUAGAAUCUGUUAAUAAGGAUGACUUUAUCCGUUUAUCGGAUAUUAAAACAAGUCAAAAAAUCUUGUCUUCAAAUAAUAGUUACAAAUGA